AUGACGACGCGAAUUGCUCCGGGCGUCGGAGCAAACCUUCUAGGCCAACACUCCGCCGAGAGGAACCAAGACGCCACCGCCUAUGUCGGCAACCUUGACCCCCAGGUCACUGAAGAAUUACUGUGGGAGUUAUUUGUCCAAGCAGGCCCUGUUGUUAAUGUGUACGUGCCUAAAGAUAGGGUUACCAAUCUUCAUCAAGGUUAUGGCUUUGUAGAAUUUCGAAGUGAAGAAGAUGCUGACUACGCAAUAAAAGUUCUGAACAUGAUUAAACUCUACGGGAAGCCAAUACGAGUGAAUAAGGCAUCACAAGAUAAGAAGAGCUUGGAUGUAGGAGCAAACCUUUUUAUUGGAAACCUCGACCCUGAUUUAGACGAGAAACUUCUACAUGACACUUUUAUGGCAUUUGGAGUCAUUGUCACCAAUCCCAAGAUAAUGAGAGAUCCUGAGACAGGGAACUCCCGUGGUUUUGGUUUCAUUAGCUAUGAUUCUUUUGAGGCAUCUGAUGCAGCUAUUGAGGCAAUGAAUGGCCAAUAUCUUUGCAACCGCCAGAUAACAGUGUCCUAUGCAUACAAGAAAGACACUAAGGGGGAGCGUCAUGGUACCCCAGCAGGUCAGACUUUGCUAUUCAUCAGAGUUCCUAUAAUGAGAGAUCCUGAGACAGGGAACUCCCGUGGUUUUGGUUUCAUUAGCUAUGAUUCUUUUGAGGCAUCUGAUGCAGCUAUUGAGGCAAUGAAUGGCCAAUAUCUUUGCAACCGCCAGAUAACAGUGUCCUAUGCAUACAAGAAAGACACUAAGGGGGAGCGUCAUGGUACCCCAGCAGAGAGAGUGUUGGCUGCCAGUAACCCCACCACUGUAAAGAGCAGGCCCCACACAUUGUUUGCCAGUGGACCUCCUACGCUUUCUAGUGUUCCUCAGGCCAAUGGUACCAUAGCUGCUCCAAUACCUCCACGGCCUUUUGCAAAUGGCGCUGUUCCUCCAGCUCCUAUUGCAGCAUUCCGUCCGCCUCCACAGGGUGGUGUCUUCCCACCGAUGCAGAUGUCUGCUCCUCCAUCUUGGCAUGGUCAGCCACAGCAACUGGGUCAUCCAAUGGGACCACCUUCUAUGCCACCCCCACCAUUUCAGCAGUUCAGGCCGCCUCCCCCGAACAUGCUUCCGCCACCACCACCACAAGCUGCUCAAGCUUUAAGUAGGCCUCUCCCACCACCAGCUGGAAUGACAGCUCCACCUGUUUGGAGGCCACCACCACCUCCUCAGCAGCUGACCGGAGGGAUGCCACAUAUGUCAAUGAUGCCACCUCCUCCACCCAAUGCACCCCCUCCACCGCCUCCUGCAUCUAGUUGA
Molecule: messenger RNA, 1341 nt
Organism: Ilex paraguariensis (yerba mate)
Lineage: Eukaryota; Viridiplantae; Streptophyta; Magnoliopsida; Aquifoliales; Aquifoliaceae
Source: the annotation of a GenBank genome assembly